This is a messenger RNA of Spodoptera frugiperda (fall armyworm), 1488 nucleotides long. RefSeq lists its product as uncharacterized. The record is from RefSeq and is a predicted model, not a curated record. NCBI's taxonomy places the organism in Eukaryota, Metazoa, Arthropoda, Insecta, Lepidoptera, Noctuidae. The transcript has 4 exons. Bases 224 to 601 code for a protein of 125 amino acids.
AUGAGACCCUAAAUUAUCAGAUUUCCAUUACGUUAUGAUGUGACAAUGACAAGCCCAAUAUUUUGAAGUCCCGAGUCAAAUAUAUGCACUAUACUCGUCAAGAUUUUUAUAAAAUUGUUUACCUCUGUUUUAAAUUUUCUCGAUAACAAAUUGCUGCUCCAAAGUCCACCUGCAAGCUACGGUAUUUCAGUAUUUCAAAUAUAGAGUUAACAGAAGGUGAACAAUGGGGGAACAUAAAGCAGUUAAGUAUGACCCAAACACGGAAGCGUUCCAAAUGCGAGCGCAGUGGAAGAAACAGGAUAACUGCAGACAACAGUGGUUUGAAAGAUGGAGUUGGUUGCUGGACGAAAGAAAGCAAGCAUUGGCUGAAGCUGAAGCCAUUCGGCAAGAAGCUUCGUCUGUCACUCGCUCUCAAGUAACCAUGAAGAUAGAUGAUGGGAAAUCCCUGAAACCAGUACCUCUUACUUCCACAGGAGUAAUAGGAUGGCUCGCCUCCAGGCCUGAUUGUCGAUUAGAAAUUUACACGUCCUGGCUCACAAAGCCCCCUAUAAAACUGCCUGACGCCUGGGACAAUCCUCACUACAUGGGUAAAAAGAAAUAACACAUUCCUUUCCUUAUUAUACGAUAAUAAUAAUAAUUCAUUAAUAUCUGAAUGUUAGUAAAUAAAUAGUCAAUAAUUUCUUAGUCAAUUAUAAACAUAUAUGUGCAUUUAAUUCAAAUUGUAUGUUUUUAUUUCAAUUAUUCUGCAAAGAAUGCGUUCGUGCCUCAUUGUGAACAUACCUUACAAGCCAUUUGUAGCAAUUCACACCACGUAAUUGACUCCAGUGGAUAAUUGGCAAAGCAAUUAAAAAUCACAACAUUUACAUGAUUAGCGUAUGCCCCAGUGGUUCGCGUUUAAAUCUGAUAAAUAAAUGCGCUCCCGCAAUAAAACUUUAAAUGUUAAUAUGUAUUUAGAUGUAAAACGUUCUUGCAUUUGUAUUCAUUCAAAUAUAAAUCACUUACGUGAUACUCGUAUUUAGUUUUAUCAUGGCCAUAUCAUUUGAAAUGAUCGCCGAAAAUAAAUUCCCUUUGAUUAGUGCAUUGCUCCUGGCUGAAUGUUUAUUACACUGUCUGUACGUACAUAUUAAAUUGAUUCUCCAAUAUUUACAUAUCUACGUAUAACGUACUUAUAUCUUUCAUAACUUGGAUUUUCCUCACCUAUUUUUGAAAACAAAAUAAAUACAAAGAGAAAGUUAAUUUGUACUUAUACCUUAAUUAAAGGGAUAUUUAAUUUUGAUUACACUCCAGAAAUUAAUGUUCCCAUGACUAUCCAUCCAGUAAUUUCACUUCCGCGCUCCAAUUUUACGCAAAAUUAGGUUCCGUUGUUUUUCUAAUCCAUUAUAUUCGCUGUUACCAUACCAUAACACAAGUUGUUAUAAGUAUCUCAUAACAUAUUUAUAGCAGAUAAUGAGAAUUGAUAUAAAUAAAUAUUUUGUAUAUGAAAAGCCA